Raphanus sativus (radish) is the source of this 1392-nucleotide messenger RNA. Its product is annotated as squamosa promoter-binding-like protein 8. The record is from RefSeq and is a predicted model, not a curated record. The transcript is spliced from 3 exons. Gene Ontology annotation, molecular function: DNA binding. Gene Ontology annotation, cellular component: nucleus. Lineage: Eukaryota; Viridiplantae; Streptophyta; Magnoliopsida; Brassicales; Brassicaceae. The coding region runs from base 209 to 1204 and encodes 331 amino acids.
GUCAAUUAAAAGCAGUCCAUAACCUAUUCCGCACCGACAUGUCUCCUAUCGCCUUCCUUUAUUUAGCCUCUUCACUCAUCCAUCUCUCUUUCACUCUUUGUGUGUACAUGUUUUAAAAAUAUAUAAUAUUAUUGUAGCAGAGCAGAGAGCGCACAUAUAAGAAAAGAAAGAUCUUUCUCGGGAUCUCCUCAAAUACUAUUCUAGGAACAUGUUGGACUACGAAUGGGACAACCCCUCCGUGAUUAUGUUAUCCGGAGAAGAUCGAAGCCAUCAUCAUCAGCAGCAGCAGGAGCCUGACCCAACCCGAGUCUUGUCCAUUUUCGACCCGACCCAUACCCAUCAUAAUCAGUCCUCUUACAACAACAUUUCUCCACCUCUAUUUUCUUCAUUCUCAAACCAACAACAACAGUUGACCGUCUACGGUCAUCAGACCAACAACAACCAGUUUCAUCCCUCCUUCCUCUACGACCCACGCACCACCACCACUUACGCCCCCGCAUCCGAUUCAAUGUACGGCCAUCCCCACCACUCAGCCUUAUUCUCCUUUGACCAGACAGGGCCAGGAUCCGGAUCUUCUUACAACUUCCUCAUCCCCAAGACCGAAGUCGACGUCUCUCGUCCGCUUGAUUUCACUUCCAACAGAAUCGGUUUGAAUCUGGGAGGGCGGACAUACUUCUCUGCGGCUGACGACGAUUUCGUGAGCAGGCUGUACAGGCGGUCCCGACCUGGUCAUGAGUUGGGAAUGGGGAACACGCUGAGCACUCCAAGGUGCCAAGCGGAGGGAUGCAACGCGGAUCUGAGCCACGCCAAACAUUAUCACCGUCGCCACAAAGUGUGUGAAUUCCACUCAAAAGCUUCAACGGUUGUGGCCGCUGGGCUUAGCCAGCGCUUUUGCCAGCAGUGCAGCAGGUUCCAUUUGCUGUCGGAAUUCGACAACGGGAAACGGAGCUGCCGUAAGCGACUUGCUGACCAUAAUCGUCGGCGCCGUAAAUGUCACCAGUCAUCCUCCAAACCCACUCCGGAUAUUACCACCAAUCCACAGUCACCGAACGAUUCGGGUGUAAAGUCUUCGUCGUCGCCAUCCAACUCGCUUCCUACAAUUUCACUGGAAUGUUUCCGUCAAAAGCAGUUCCAAACAACAACAACACCAUCCUCUUCCACGUCAGCAUCUUCCUCUAAUUCAAUGUUUUUCUCGAGUGGCUAGCUUGCUUAUUUAAGCUUUGCUAUUAGCUAUUAUAAACGACGCUAGCUACUACGUUGUUACGAUUGUUGUCAUCUUUAUAUCAUCAUCUUUGUUAGCAGUGGAUCAUCUUUAUAUCAUCAUCUUGUUAGCAGUGGAUCGUUAAAUUCGUAUUUGGUCAUGUAAUGUGCUUCUUUCUUGAUAUUAGUUAA